AUGGACAUAGACAAAUACUUGGAGACUUUAAGAAAUAUCAGAUGCUUAAGUGAGCGAGACUCUCAUUUGCUUUGUGAAUUGGCCAAGGAAAUAUUAGUAGAGGAGCCAAAUGUUGUCUAAGUAAAGGCUCCGGUAACAAUAUGUGGAGGUAUCCAUGGGUAAUAUUUUGAAUUGUUGGAACUAUUUAUGAAUGGAGGUCAAAUACCAGAAAAGAGCUAUGUGUUUAAUGGAGAUUAUGUCAAUCGAGGGCAUCAUUCAGUUGAAACCUUCUAAUAUUUGCUUUGUUUAAAGAUAAAAUAUCCAAAACAUAUUACUUUAUUGAGAGGAAAUAAUGAAUCAAGAAUUUUAACUUAAUGUGAUGGACUAUAUGAAGAGGUGAAAAGGAAAUAUAGGAACAUACACCUUUGGUAAUACUUUUGUGAAGUAUUUGAUUACUUACCAUUAUGUGCAUUAGUCAAUGAAAAGAUUUUUUGUGUGCAUGGGGGAUUGUCUCCAUAAAUAAAAUAGAUAGACUAGAUCCGAAUGAUUGAUCGAAGAUGUGCGAAGGAGGAUGAAGGCCCAAUGAGUGAUUUGUUAUGGUCUGAUCCUUAGUAAGAUUCAGAUGGAUGGGAAGAAAGUAAACGAGGAGCAGGACAUGAAUUCGGAAAAAAAGUAGUAGAACAAUUUAAUCACAUUAAUGGAUUAAGUUUGAUUGCAAGGUCCCAUCAGUUGGUAAUGGAAGGAUAUAAAUAUUAUUUCGAUAAAUAAUUGGUUUCUGUUUGGUCGGUUCCUAAUUAUUGUUAUCGAUGUGGAAAUAAAGCAUGCAUUAUGAAUUUGGAUGAGAAUUUAGAGCAGAGCUUCUUAUUUUUUGAAGAAUCCUAGGAGCUCACUUACAAUUAGAUGAAUUAAAGGGGGCUGCCUUAUUUUAUAUGA
Messenger RNA from Paramecium tetraurelia, 912 nucleotides. RefSeq lists its product as uncharacterized. Gene Ontology annotation, cellular component: cytoplasm. Lineage: Eukaryota; Ciliophora; Oligohymenophorea; Peniculida; Parameciidae. The transcript is spliced from 4 exons. Gene Ontology annotation, molecular function: protein serine/threonine phosphatase activity. The record is from RefSeq and is a predicted model, not a curated record. Gene Ontology annotation, biological process: peptidyl-serine dephosphorylation.